AUGUGGUUCUCUUGGAACUACAUCCGGGAGGUGGGGCGCGGCGGGGCCGGCCGAGUCUGCGCAGAGACGACCCGCGGGAGGGUGCGACGCCGGCGCGCGAAGAGCUGGGGCUGUGCCCUGGCAGCCGAGGAGGGGGCCGCGGUGGAGCGGAAAGCGGGGUGGCCUGGAGGGGAGGUGAUUAAGGCUCUCCAGCGCGGCUGGGUCCCACAGAUCUUACCCCGGAGUGUUCGUUACAGUGCCUUCAAGACAGUUUGUAAUUUUGCUUUUGAUUUCGUCUUUCGACCCAGCGGAGUUCUUCCUGCUCGUGUGCUCCAGUUCUCGUGCAUUCUAUGUGGACGCUCUGUGCGCCUGCACCUGCACAAAGGGUGCUGGGGUGCGGGUUCCAAUCCUGGAUUUCCUCCAUCGGCAAGUCGGAGGUCCCCACUCCCGCAGGCUGGCCCCGCAGAUUUCACCUGCACAGGGGCUGCUAUAUUGACCCGCGGGGUGCGGGUGGGCCACCGAGAAGUUUCCCGCUGGGGCGCUGCCGCCUGUACCCUGGGCGCGGAGGAGCCCAGGAGGCGGGGCGCCGCGGGGCACGCCGGGACGGUGCCUCCCCGCUGGGCGGCUCCCUCCUGCCGCGCGCGCGCGCGCGCCUGGGGACUUCUGGGAGGGGCAGCCGCGCAGGCGCACUCUGCCCUGGCUGGACUGAAGCGUGCGUGGGGGCUGGGGAAGGGGUGACUGGCGAGGACGCUCGGCCACGGGACCUCCACGUGGCUGCUGUCUUCAGCCGGCCCCCCUCCCCCCCCCCCCCCCCCCCCCCCCCCCCCCCGUCCUUGGGCAGUGGCCCUGGUGAGAGGGAGUCUGUGCGGCUUCCGGUGGCGCCCCGGCUCUUACCUGCUGGAUUUUCCGCGCUGGACGCCUUUCUUGAGACCGCGACUUGCUGCGAGCAGCGCUGUAAACCGGGCCCUGUUGCAGAUCCGGGGUGUUUGGACCAUUCCGUAGAUGGGAUUAUGAUUUUACUUUUGCUGUGGCCACUACGGAAAUUUGAGUGAAGAUGGCGAAGUCAUCCGGUCGUUGGCGGCCUCUCCACUACCUCGGAGAGAAUCAACCCUUGAA
Molecule: messenger RNA, 1095 nt
Organism: Prionailurus viverrinus (fishing cat)
Lineage: Eukaryota; Metazoa; Chordata; Mammalia; Carnivora; Felidae
Exons: 3
Coding region: 1-717 (238 amino acids)
Source: RefSeq, a predicted model, not a curated record